Messenger RNA from Kwoniella shivajii, 2598 nucleotides. RefSeq lists its product as uncharacterized. Gene Ontology annotation, biological process: ribosomal large subunit assembly. The transcript is spliced from 7 exons. The coding region runs from base 1 to 2598 and encodes 865 amino acids. The record is from RefSeq and is a predicted model, not a curated record. Gene Ontology annotation, cellular component: nucleolus. Gene Ontology annotation, molecular function: protein binding. NCBI's taxonomy places the organism in Eukaryota, Fungi, Basidiomycota, Tremellomycetes, Tremellales, Cryptococcaceae.
AUGUACGAUUCACCACCUAUACUACAACGACAUAUGAAAGAACGAGAAGAUCUAUCUAGGGAUGUGUUGGGCUUACCCAUAGGUACGAGGAGAGAUUUGGUGAAGCAAUUAUUAUGGUCUUUACCUAGAAACGAGAUUAUAGAUUUGACUGAAGAGUUAAGGGGGAUGUUACAAAGGGAUAUUAUUGGAUCAUUACCGCCCGAGCUUUCCUUUUCAAUAUUAUCGAAACUUGAAUUGGUGGACUUGUUGAAUUGUCAGUUGGUCUGUAAGAAAUGGAGAGAAAUAUGUGAAGAGCAAACAUUGUGGGCGAUACUCUGUACGAAUCAUAUACCACCUAUAAAACCAGCUCAACCCACUUGGUCGGAAAUAUCAGCUUGUCGCUCAUCGCUUUCUCGACGCAAAUUACCUAUCUCCUCAUCGUCUUCCCCCGAUGAAGAUGAAGAUGAAGCUCAAGACGAAAUGGGAGAAUACGGAUAUGGAUAUGAUGAUAGAUUUGGAUAUGCGAAUGGGAUUAUAGAUCCUCCAAUAUCAAUGAAAAGUAUUGGUAUUGGUCAUAAUAGAAGUAUAAGGGAAGGUAUAGAUCCAUUAGGUAUGAAAGGUGGUCUAAGAAGAAAUGUAUGGGAACGUGGUAAUAGUCAAUUACCAUUACAUCUUCAAUCACCAACAUCAACAUCAUCAAGAUCGAGCAAAACCAACGAUGGAAUAGCGAUAGGAAUAGGAGAAAAAUGGAAAGAACCUCUUGUAUCAUCGCAUUUAUCUAUCCCAUCAACAAAACCACAAGUCAAUUACAAACAUUUGUAUAUCACCAAUCAGAUAUUGAAUAAACGAUUUACUACUCCUAGAUCAACAAUCAAUACAUCAUCUUCUUACGCAUUGACGGAAAAUCAUCAUAAUGGGAAGAAUGUUGAAACUAAAGGAAAAGGAUCAAAACAAUUACCAAGAAUACCUAAAAUACCUAAAGCUAAAACCAUCGAUGCUAUCUCUUCAGUCAAAUCAGGUGGAUUACCAGGUCAUUCAGAAGCUAUUUACUCUUUGACUUUGAUUCACCAUCAAAUGAAAAUCAAUUUAAGUGGUAAUAAUCAAUCUUGUCCUGACUGUCAUCCCCCUUUUUCUUCUACCUCAUCGCCCUCCUCCUCCGCUACUCCCUCCUCAACAACAGCGACUGCAGCUGCAACAGCGACCAGCGCUCAACUGGUCGAUCCUUUUGGUAUCUCAUCACAAAGUUCGACGCACCAUGAUACGGUUUCAGGAAUAGGAGCUUUGAUGCCUGGUCAAAAGAAACUCAAUUCUUCCGUUAUCAGUGGACGGGAAUGGUUACUGUCCGGAUCAAGAGAUAAGACACUCAGAUUGUGGCAAUUGUCAAUUACUGAACCUAGAGUAGUAAAAGUCUUCUCAGGUGGUCAUACAGGUUCAGUCUUGACUCAUAGCGUAGUGAAAAUACCAGUCUCAAUCAACAUCACUACCAACUCGAAUAGCUCUUCGCCAACGGAAGGAGUCGAAGGAAUGAAUCUAAAUGGGAAUGAAACUGAUGAUGGGAAUAGAUCGAAAAGAAGGGAAAGGGUAGUAGCUGUUUCCGGUGGAAGUGAUGGUAAAAUAUGUUUAUGGGACAUUCAAGGUUUCUCUUCCAAUCCAGAAAAAACAUUUCAAGCUCAUGAAGACAGUGUACUUUGCGUUAGAGCGGAUGAUCAAUACGUUGUUAGUUGUUCAAAAGAUAAAACAAUCAGGUUAUUCGAUAUUAACACUCUCGAAGAAAAAUUAGUCAUUGGUCCUUCUAUGAAUGGUUCAAUCGAGGAUGAGAGAUUACAUAGAGGUGCCGUGAAUGCUGUUGGGUUAUCAAAAGAUUAUAUUAUCUCAGCAUCGGGUGACAAGACACUUCGUAUUUGGUCAAUUCAUACCGGACAACUAUUACAUGUGAUCGAAGCUCAUUCAAGAGGAAUUGCUUCAAUCGAUUUCCAAACUUCCCUUCAUCCCCCGUCGAAUCUACUUGAUCUUCAUCUGGAAACGGGUGAUGAAUGGAGAGGGAGCAUUGUAACCGGAGCUUCUGAUGCAAGUAUAAAGCUAUUCCAUCUCAUCGAAAGAGAUGUAUCGUUUCUGCGAUCGAAUCAACAACGGCAAACAGCCACCAAAGAACUUAGCGAGAACGCUUUGGCUGUGGGAGAAGGACAAAUGAUGGACCUGGGUUCCACUUUCACUUCCGACGUCGCCGACGAACUAUCAGUGGAAAAUGGCAAAUUCGUAUACUUGAAAGAAGAUAAAACGAUGUGGGCGCAAUGUAUCUGUCCACCAGGACUGCAUAGACCUUCUUCAGAAACAAAUGGAUUGACUAUCUGUAAGAGAUGUGGCAAUAGAGGUCACAGUGAUUUGAUUAGAACGGUUUAUAUGGGUGAAAAUAUAGUCGUAUCAGGAAGUUACGAUUCAAGAGUCAAAAUAUGGGAUAGAUCAUCAGGACAACAUUUGAUUGAUCUGUCAGGUGCACAUACCGGAAGAGUAUUCUCAGUUGUUGGCGAUAAGUUGAAAAUAAUUUCAUCAGGUUUAGAUUGUAGAAUCAAUAUAUGGGAUUUCAGUCAUGGUUUAGAUACAAGUUUUGUUGAAUUGUAA